Pochonia chlamydosporia 170 is the source of this 2460-nucleotide messenger RNA. Its product is annotated as ATP-dependent metallopeptidase HflB. Gene Ontology annotation, biological process: mitochondrion organization; protein quality control for misfolded or incompletely synthesized proteins. NCBI's taxonomy places the organism in Eukaryota, Fungi, Ascomycota, Sordariomycetes, Hypocreales, Clavicipitaceae. Bases 1 to 2460 code for a protein of 819 amino acids. The transcript has 3 exons. Gene Ontology annotation, cellular component: mitochondrial inner membrane. Gene Ontology annotation, molecular function: ATP hydrolysis activity; ATP binding; metalloendopeptidase activity. The record is from RefSeq and is a predicted model, not a curated record.
AUGGCUUUCUACGGCGUUCCGGCUUUGGCGUCAGUCGCCGCGGAGGCGUGGCCAUCGAUUGCGAACUCAUUAGCAACACCUUGGAGAAGCGCGACGCUGCCGGCGCAGAGAUCAGAAACCAGGCCUGUGUCGGAUGCUAAGGGUGCCAGGUCAAGUCUCGGCGACAAGGCAUCGUCAGCGCAGUUACCUGAUUUCAUCCGGGAUGCGACUCCAUCACUAUCUACUCUCCCCGCUCUACCGAGAAAUACCGCGCCAAUGAAUAUUCAGAACACCGUAUCUACGCUCUCUCAAGUUGGUCUGCGGGCGGCGAACCCCGUCUUGCGGCAGCCGCAGUUCCAAAUUAAGGGAUUUGUUCCUCGAGCACAAUGGCGCCCGUUUGCAUCAAUGCGUCUGCAGCAGUUGCAGUUUGGAGGUGUGGCAAUGCAACAGAGGGGCUUUGGCACAGGGUUUGGCAGCUCCAACGGCAUUUCCCGGAACCAAUUAGCUACUGUCGAGGAGUCUGCGAAUCGAAACGCUGGCAAUGCCAACAUGCAAAAUGCGUUUUACCAGCUCCUCCUCAGGGCGAACAUGCCCGGCAUAUUAGUCGAGCGAUACCAGUCAGGACGAUUUGCAACAAACGCGGCCACCGAAGAUGCGUACAAGAAGGCUCUGGCAGCACUUAAUGCGGGCACCAAUGCCACCGCGGGGCCAUCGGCGCCGUCUGGAUAUGGUAGAGGGCAAUGGACUACGCAGGAGCAGGCCAUUGCUAAUGCUGCUGUUUCGGGUAGUUCAUACGGCGCCGGUGCAUCCAAAGGCGGCAAGGGGGAGCCGAUUCAUGUUGUUGUCCAAGAAUCAACACGGUCACUUAUCUUCCGCUGGGUCAAGUUCUUUGCGACAUUUGUCGUGGUUACAUAUCUUUGUUUUGCGGCUGUCACCAUUCUUAUCGAGACACUCAGUACGUUCCGACGUGGACCUGGCGCCAAGACGGAUUCCGAGGUAAAGGCUGAGAAGCAGACUACGCGAUUCGGCGACGUCCAUGGCUGCGACGAGGCCAAGGAGGAGCUCCAGGAAGUUGUCGAAUUUCUCAAGAACCCGGAAAACUUUUCCGACUUGGGUGCCAAGCUCCCCAAAGGCGUCUUGCUUGUCGGCCCCCCGGGAACCGGAAAGACGUUGCUUGCUCGCGCCGUGGCUGGUGAAGCUGGUGUACCAUUCUUCUACAUGUCCGGAAGUGAAUUUGACGAAAUCUUUGUGGGCGUGGGGGCCAAGCGUGUUCGGGAGCUUUUUGCUGCGGCCAAAGCCAAGUCUCCAGCGAUUAUCUUCAUCGACGAACUGGACGCCAUUGGUGGCAAGCGAAAUCCUCGAGACCAGGCACAUGCCAAGCAGACUCUCAAUCAGCUGCUGACGGAACUCGAUGGAUUCGACCAAGACACCAAAAUCAUCAUCAUGGGCGCUACCAACUUGCCAAAUCUGCUGGACAAGGCUUUGACUAGACCUGGCCGUUUUGAUCGUCACAUUAACGUAGACCUCCCGGAUGUUCGCGGGCGCCUGGCUAUUCUGAAGCACCACGCGAAGAAGAUCAAGGCGGCACCCGAUGUUGACUUGGACGCUAUUGCUGCCCGGUCUCCGGGGAGAUCUGGUGCAGAGCUCGAAAACAUGCUCAAUCUCGCCGCUCUUCGAGCCAGCAGGGCCAGAGCCACAAUGGUUUCAAAGGACGACAUGGAUUGGGCGUUUGAUCGGGUUACUAUGGGAGCAGAGAGGAAGUCGAUGGUUGUCACGGAAAAGGAAAAGGAAAUGACAGCCUAUCACGAAGCUGGCCACGCACUCGUGCAACUCUUUGAAAAGGACAGCUCCAGUCGACUGUACAAGGUCACCAUCUUACCCAAGGGCCCGUCGCUUGGUCACACUGCGCAUGUGCCGCAAAUGGACAAGUACUCAUACACUGCGGCCGAGUACAUGUCGAACAUACGUGUGCUGCUUGGUGGAAAGAUGGCCGAGGAGAUGCGAUAUGGUGACGACAAGGUUACGUCUGGAGUUUCAAAUGACCUUGAAAAGGCUACGGAUCUCAGCUUCAUGAUGAUUACCAAUUUUGGCAUGUCGAAUGCGCUGGGGCCAGUGGAAUACGGCAGACGAUACGAAAACCUGAGCUCUGAAACCCGAGCCAUUAUUGAGGGAGAAGUGCAGAAGACGCUGAAGAAGUCGUACGAGGACGUGAGGAAACUGCUUACGGAGAAGCGAAAAGAGCUCGACCUUUUGGCGCAGGCUCUUGUUCAGUAUGAGACGCUGGACAAGAAGGAGGUGGAGAUGGUGAUUCGAGGAGAGAAGCUGCCGGGACGAAGUAUUGUUCCCAAGGGCCCGCUGGUGUUGCCAAUUCCCUCAGACACACCUCAGCCACCCGGGCUAGGAAACGUUCCGCAUCCGCAGCCACCAGAGUCGGAGGCACCACCUCCAGCGCAGGCAGAUUCAUCUGCAGCUGACAGCUGA